This is a messenger RNA of Penicillium subrubescens, 777 nucleotides long. RefSeq names its product putative DNA repair protein Dds20/Mei5. Lineage: Eukaryota; Fungi; Ascomycota; Eurotiomycetes; Eurotiales; Aspergillaceae. Bases 1 to 777 code for a protein of 258 amino acids. The transcript has 2 exons. Gene Ontology annotation, biological process: DNA recombination. The record is from RefSeq and is a predicted model, not a curated record.
AUGGAAGAUAAUCAUCCUCUAAGCAAACGACGUCGCCUGAACGCGGCAGUCGCUCUCUCUCGGCCGUUCAAGUCCCCGCUGCGCAAGCCCGAGCCUAUUGAAGAUGCGUCUCAAGUAUCACCUCGCACACCCGAUGCAAGCGGAACGGUCCAAUAUGAGGCCUGUAAAUCCGAAGCUUUUACUCCAGGCCCUGAACUGACCGCAUCAUCGCCAACAUCGUCACAAGGCAUGCGGCCAGUGCGACCUACAAAUCGCUCUGCACUGACCACGCCAGCGCAGUCGCCUCUUGCAGACCCCGAGCUCUUACGUUUGCAGAAACAGGAGCGCAUUCUACAGACUCGGAUUGCAGCUCUACGUGAAGAGCUCAACGUCGCAAAACAAGCACUCCGCAUUGAGUCAUCAAGCAAAGAUAGCGAGCUUGAGGGGUUGAUCACGAAAUGGCGUCAUGCCAGUCAGGAGGCCGCUGACGAGGUGUUCGCUGGUGCCCAGGAACGUGUCACCCGAAUGGGUGGCCUGACAGCGUGGAGAGAGCGCUCGAAACGUGAUGCAUUUCAGUGGGACUUUGAGGAGGAAGAAAAAGAACAUGCGAAUGAGUACGGGCAUACUACGAAUUGGGGUCUGGGCGAUGUCUUUGCGGGGGAGAAGAAUAGCUCAAAAGCGCAGGAGGAGGAGUCUCAUGAUGAGGAAUUUACUAUCGAAUUCAUGCUGAAGACGCUGAAUAUUGAUCUCAAGAUCAUCGGUUAUGAUUCGGCAAUGGGGAAGUGGAUCCGAGGUUGA